This is a messenger RNA of Nematostella vectensis (starlet sea anemone), 2688 nucleotides long. RefSeq names its product octopamine receptor 1. The record is from RefSeq and is a predicted model, not a curated record. NCBI's taxonomy places the organism in Eukaryota, Metazoa, Cnidaria, Anthozoa, Actiniaria, Edwardsiidae. Gene Ontology annotation, molecular function: G protein-coupled receptor activity. Gene Ontology annotation, cellular component: membrane. The transcript has a single exon. Gene Ontology annotation, biological process: G protein-coupled receptor signaling pathway. The coding region runs from base 1 to 1044 and encodes 347 amino acids.
AUGAGCCUCGCGCCAGGACGAAGCAUGUCUUUACUGGGCGUCAACCCUUGUAUAAACGUGUCCGCCCCGAUUGCUCUCAGCUUCGCCUCGGCAACUAUUUGCACGUUACUUUCCUUGAUUGCAAUAUUAGGGAACACCCUUGUCGUUCUUGCCGUUGUGCUCGACCCAAACAAGAACUUAAAAUCUCCAUUUAACUUGCUCGUUGCUAACCUCGCCAUAGCAGACCUCAUUGUUGGAGCCGUGGUUGAGCCAAUGAGCAUCGAUUUUUACAUCCGAGAAGGCUUGGAAUUAAACCCUGUGACGUCACUUAAGCCUCAAGUGCGGAGAAUUUGUUAUUUCAUCUCGUGCACGGCGUCUGUUUUGAGCAUGGCGGCCAUCACGGUCGAUCGCUUCAUUGCGAUUGCGCACCCGAUGAAAUACAGGGCGGAACUUAGCCGAAAGAAAGUUCUAGUAGCUUCCAUAGCACUAUGGGUAAUCUCUAUUCUAUGUCCAUUUCUCUAUCUGUCCGUUGGUUACAUUCAAUACCAGUUUUUCUUCGCAAACACUGCGGUUCUGGCCACCAUGGGUGUUCUUCUCCUUACAUAUGUCAAAGUGUACAAGGAAAUGCGACAUCAAGUAAAGGAAUGGGACAAGUAUCACGAUGGCUCAGCCGAGAACAGGGCAAAGAAGAAUGCGAUUAAAUGGGAGCGAAAAGUCACGAAAACUUUUCUCAUUGUUAUCGCAAUUUUCGUCGCCUGCUUUCUACCCGCACUCAUCUUAAUCUACAUCAUUAAUUUCUGUGAGAAUUGCCAUUGUUUGUUCAUUCACGUUGCGCGUGACGUCAACUACCUUCUGAUUCUUUGUAACUCAAGCAUUAAUCCGUAUUUAUUUGGCUGGAAACUGCAGACAUACCGUAGCGCGUUUUUUAAGAUUAUGUGUGGCCAGAGGUUUGGGAAUAGAGUGAAUUCAAUCUCGGAUAGCUUGUCGAAUGCGGCGAACUUGCGCACUGCAGAAAGUACUGGUCCGGGUAAGGUACGUUUGGCUACACAUGGCGUCAUCGGCUAAAUAUACUGUUACGAAACAAAACAAGCAGGCCGUAGCUAAGGGUGCAGGGGGAAUUUACUCCCCCCUUCCCUGUACAGUUGGAAUUUUAAUAAGAACAUGCCUGUAUCGAGAAAAUGUCGCUCCCCCGCCCUCAAGCAACAUUCCCUGAAAAAAGGGACAUAUUCGCGUGGGACAUAGGCGUUCCCUGGAUUAGCGAGAUGGAUGAUAAACGAUUUUAGUCAUCAGGUUUUCUUGCUGACUUUUCGUUACGAGUCCCUUGAAGGGGUAAGCAUUUUACAUUUUUUUUUCUGGGAAUGUGUAUAGGCGAGAACUUCAAUAAUAGGCAAACGAAGGGCGAUUACUACCCGAGGCUAUCACAAUAACACUUUUUUUUAGACUAAUAGCCUACGAAGAAAGCGUUUUUGUUGGUCUCAGCGAAGAGUUCUAUAAAGUGUAAAAUUAGAAAGGAGGAAUUGAAAGAGGUGUAACCUACGUGCUUUUUUUGCGUGACACCAUGCCACUCGGAACUACUGUCACUUACCGUGACGCACUUGGCGAUAACAAACAUUUGGGCGAUAAUAAAAUUGUCCGCAUAACAAUCAAUCUCAAGCUAGAAAUCAACAUAAGGUCGAGAAUGUUUGUUGAACGCCUCUGCGAAACUAAGGGCUGCUAACGCUCGAAGCGUCAGCGCAACUUCUCUCUUUCGCAGAGGCGUUCAUUAUACUUUCUCAACCUUCAGCAUAAGCAGAUUAUCUAGUUUUUCUACAGCUUGUCUGUAGUCUUUCUAGUUAUUACUAUUCAGUCAAUUUCAAGGUAUGGUGUCACGUGAUGGGCCGUUUUUAAGAUAAUGGGGGUCCUGUGAAAUCUUAGCGCGAAGGCAAGGCGGUGUCAUGUCGGGGUUAAUAUUUGCAGCUUUUUUCUUAAAAAGAUAUUGCAUGUAAUAAGGUGUUUUAGCUUCAAGCUUUUUUGGCAAAACGAGCACAGAAAAAGAAUGUGAAAAUUGUUGACCGUAAACGAAAUAAAAGCCUAUAUCGACACAAAUUCGAGUUUUGCUUUUUUAAAGGAUUUCCUACACACCUUGUCUCCUACGAAGUGGUUCUUACCUACGUCAUGCACUGCGCAGCUGAGCUCAAGCGAACAGCGUGACGUAGAACAGAACGAAGGCACUCUUUUUCUAUAAGAAAGUCAAAUUUUCAGUUGAGGCUGGGCCGUUCUUAUUUCUGGAUCAUUUAAAGGCUGAAAAUGCUUUUAGACGAUAUUCUUAAAUUUUAGUGAAUUUAAAAAGAUAAAAUACUCAAUGAAUUAUUAGGAAGAGGAUAACAAAAAUGAUUAAUAGCAAAUAUAUAAGGUUGUUAUUAUGAGCACAAUUAUCUUGUUAUUCAUUUUAGAACGCAUCAGAACUAAAAAGCAACAUUUUUUCUGUUCUGUGAGCCUUAACAUGUUCUUAGAAUUCGGUGAAAUCUCGCUUAUGUUUUUAUUAAAAAGAUUCUUUAUGAAUUAAGAUUGGACGUGACAGCGCUGCACCUGCUUUUUAAGUUAACUUGUAAAUUUUGUAUAAUGGUUUUGCUGUAUCCUUGAAUAUUUGUAAUUCAUCAUAACCAUAUUCAUUUACACUAUUGUCAUUUCUUGUAAAAUAAAUAAACUUAAAGAUAAUGGCGGUAAAAA